UCCGCGCGUCGGCCCCGGGAGCGGGGCAGGGGCGGCGGGACCCGCCGGGCGCGGAGGGGGAGAUGACGACGCUGACACACCGAGCGCGGCGUGCUGAGGUGGGAAGGAACUUGGAUAAGAAGCACGACAGCGAGGAAGAUGUGGCUGCAGACAGAGACCUAAACGAUAAUGAUCCUGAUGACUCCAAAGACAUCCGCCUCACGCUCAUGGAGGAAGUGUUGCUCCUGGGGCUGAAGGACAAGGAGGGCUAUACCUCCUUCUGGAAUGACUGCAUCUCUUCAGGCCUGCGGGGUGGCAUCCUCAUCGAGCUAGCUCUGCGCGGCCGGAUCCGCCUGGAGCCACUCUCCAUGCGGAAGAAGAGGCUGCUGGAGAGGAAGGUGCUCCUGAAGUCAGAUGCGCCGACUGGUGAUGUCUUGCUGGAUGAGACCCUCCGACAUAUCAAGGCCACGGAGUCUGCAGAAACAGUGCAGACCUGGAUAGAGCUGCUCACUGGGGAGACCUGGAACCCCUUUAAGCUGCAGUACCAGCUGAGGAAUGUCCGUGAGCGCAUUGCCAAGGCACUGGUGGAGAAGGGCAUCCUCACCACAGAGAAGCAGAACUUCCUGCUCUUUGACAUGACCACCCACCCUGUCAGCAAUGCCAGCGAGAAGCAGCGUUUGGUGAAAAAGCUCCAGGAGAGCAUGCUGGAGCGGUGGGUGAACGACCCCCACCGCAUGGACCACAGGACUCUGGCUCUCCUGGUGCUGGCCCACUCCUCAGACGUGCUGGAGAAUGUGUUUGCCAGCCUGGCAGACGACAAGUAUGAUGUGGCAAUGAACAGGACCAAGGACCUCCUUGAUAUGGACCCCGAGGUGGAAGCUGCCAAAGCCAGGGGCACAGAGAUGAUCUGGGCCGUUCUGGCAGCCUUCAAUAAGUCCUAAAAAGCCCCUGGGCCCCCCAAACCAGGGUGGGGAGCCCUCACCCCCUUGACACAAAGCCAGGGGUAUUUGGGUACAGAGUUCCUGCAGCAGUGGGUGGGCUCAGCUCCAGGGGACCCUGGCAGGGGUGGGAGGGUGAGAGCCCAGCUGUGUGGGCAGGUUGCACACUUCUCCAAAGGCUGGUGCCUCCAGGAGAGAUGGCGACAGCUCUUUGCUCCAGUGCUCCUUGCCUGUGGGCUUUCUUCUUGGGCCAGUGCGGAGCUGGGAGGUGGCCCAGCCCAGCCCUGCCUCUGUUUGCAGGUCAGCCCCAGGCCCCUGGGAUGGGCCAAAGCCCGGCUGGGGUUGGGCUGCGGAGCAGCUCCCCAGCACUCCGGCUGGUCCAGCUGCCUCCCUGGCUCCCUCUCCUGUGCCCAGGUCUUGCCUGAGGGCUGCCUGAGCUUCCCCUCGGGAUCACACCGACGGCCGCGGGGCUGGCUCGGGGGUGUCUGGCAGCUUGGGCCAUCCCAGGUGCUGGUUGGGAAGCCCUUGGCUCAUGUGGCCAUGGAGGAGCAGCCAUGGAGGCCAUGGAGCCCCCAGGCUGUACUGCCCUCACUCCCGCUCUUUUUAGGUAGGAGAAAAAGUUAAACUGGGAUAUAUAUAUUUUUUUUUAAUCCCCCCUCCCCUUCUGCCACCACUUUAAUCUGUAGUUCAUUUAAAUGUAUUUCUCUGUAGCC
Molecule: messenger RNA, 1630 nt
Organism: Calidris pugnax (ruff)
Lineage: Eukaryota; Metazoa; Chordata; Aves; Charadriiformes; Scolopacidae
Gene: GOLPH3L
Product: golgi phosphoprotein 3-like
Exons: 5
Coding region: 63-920 (285 amino acids)
Biological process (GO): Golgi organization; Golgi to plasma membrane protein transport; Golgi vesicle budding
Cellular component (GO): Golgi cisterna; trans-Golgi network; cytosol
Molecular function (GO): phosphatidylinositol-4-phosphate binding
Source: RefSeq, a predicted model, not a curated record